GGGCUGUGAUACGGACGGACGGUGCCGACUUGUUCGCUCUUCUGCUCUCCGGUUCGGUGGGUGCUGCACCAGAUCUGGCUCCCAGGCGUCUGCCGCUCUGCCUAGCCGGGCUCCGGGCUGCUGCAACGGGUGGUGGCCGGUGGCGGACCGCCCCGGGCUGGCUGAGGAAGCUCCCGCUUUUGUUCUAGAGGUUGAAAAAUGGCGUCUGUAGCAGUUGAUCCACAACCGAGCGUGGUGACCAGGGUGGCCAGCUUGCCCUUGGUGAGCUCUACCUAUGAGCUCGUGUCCUCCGCUUACGUCAGCACGAAGGACCAGCAUCCGUACUUGAGAUCUGUGUGUGAGAUGGCAGAGAAGGGCGUGAAGACCGUGACCUCCGUGGCUGUGACAAGUGCCUUGCCGAUCAUCCAGAAGCUGGGGCCACAAAUUGCUGUGGCCAAUACCUAUGCCUGCAAGGGGCUAGACAGGAUUGAGGAAAGACUGCCUAUUCUGAAUCAGCCUACAGCGGAGGUUGUUGCCAAUGCCAAAGGUGCUGUAACUGGGGCGAAGGAGGCAGUGACGACUACUGUGGUCGGGGCCAAGGAUUCUGUGGCCAGCACGAUCACAGAGAUGGUGGAUAAGACCAAGGGAGCAGUUACUGGUGGCGUGGAAAGGACCAAGUCUGUGGUCAAUGGCGGCAUCAACACAGUGUUGGGGAGUCGGAUGGUGCAGCUCGUGAGCAGUGGAGUAGAAAACGCACUCGCCAAGUCGGAGCUGCUGGUAGACCAGUACCUCCCCCUCACCCAGGAGGAGCUAGAGAUGGAAGCAAAAAAGGUGGAAGGAUUUGAUACGGUUCAGAAGCCAAGUUACUAUGUAAGACUGGGGUCCCUGUCCAGCAAGCUCCGCUCCCGGGCCUAUCAGCAGGCCCUGGGCAGGGUUAAGGACGCCAAGCAGAAGAGUCAGGAGACCAUUUCUCAGCUACAUUCCACUGUUCAUCUGAUUGAGUUCGCCAGGAAGAAUGUGCACAGCGCCAACCAGAAAAUUCAGGGUGCUCAGGAUAAGCUCUAUAUCUCGUGGGUGGAGUGGAAGAGAAGCAUCGGCUAUGAUGACACGGACGAGUCCCAUUGUGCUGAGCACAUCGAGUCACGCACCCUGGCUAUCGCCCGCAACCUGACUCAGCAGCUGCAGACUACGUGCCAGACUCUCCUGUCCAACGUCCAAGGGUUACCACAGCACAUUCAGGAUCAGGCCAAACGAGCGGGGGCGACGGCCGGCGACCUUUACUCCGUGUUCCGCAACGCCACCUCCUUUAAGGAAGUGUCUGACGGUGUCCUCGCCUCUAGCAAGGGGCAGCUGCAGAAAAUGAAGGAGUCCUUAGACGAUGUGAUGGAUUACCUUGUUAACAACACGCCUCUCAACUGGCUGGUAGGUCCUUUUUAUCCUCAGUCUGCCGAGUCUCAGAGCAUAGAGGUGGACAAGACCAGCCCAAAGGUCCAGCAGUCUGAGCUCAAAACUCAGUAAACCCGUUCUUGUCACCAGUACGUAAUGUAGCCAGCCAGGUGACACCUUUGCUAUGUUGAAAUUAACGCAAUAGAUAACUUUAGGUUGGAAACGCAGCUAGUUCAAACAAAGGUCCUCAUUCUGGUCAUUCAGAGCUGAACUAUGCCCAUGCCACAGCUGGCCCUUGCACAUGAGUUCCUUCUACCUGGCUGCUAAGUGGAGCAUGCUAGUCUUGAGAGAGCCUAGUGGAAUGUAAAAGCUCAGAUGUACUUACGGUCUUGUCUCUGGCCUCUGUUUUACUGGUUGUACACAUCUGUCUGAACUGAAUAAAGAAUCAUUCAUGCGUCCUCUGCUCUGAAGGGGCGUCUGCUCGGUGUGGUCUCAGCAGGCUUCGUCAUUGUUCACCUCAAGGCGCGUGCUUGUGCACCUUGAGUUUAGUUUGUUUGUUUUUUAAUUCCCUAUGAAGAAAUGCCUUUGGAUGCAAUAAAAUUCCUAGCAGGAUAGAGCACCUUUA
Messenger RNA from Meriones unguiculatus (Mongolian gerbil), 1990 nucleotides. It is a transcript of the gene Plin2, whose product is annotated as perilipin 2. The transcript is spliced from 8 exons. Bases 199 to 1497 code for a protein of 432 amino acids. The record is from RefSeq and is a predicted model, not a curated record. Gene Ontology annotation, biological process: lipid storage; positive regulation of triglyceride storage. NCBI's taxonomy places the organism in Eukaryota, Metazoa, Chordata, Mammalia, Rodentia, Muridae. Gene Ontology annotation, cellular component: cytosol; lipid droplet.